UUGGAUAGUUGAUAAGAAUUGGUAAUGAUGAUGUAUUGAAUGAUUGAUUUGGUAAUGGUAAAUUUUUGGAUGGUUGAUAAAGAGAUUGUUUAGUAAUGUUGCUGUUUUUUGCUUCACUGGUUUCCUGUACAAACUAGACCUGCAGUUAAAGAUUGCAUAUAAUGUCUUGUCUAAAUAGUUGUCAAUACAGGUUUUAGUGUCUGCAACCAUGUGUGUCUCCUAAAUUUUCUAUUGUAAUUGUCAUUGUUUUGUGUAGUAACUGUUACAGUGAUACUAACUGUUGUGGUGUGAUUAAUCUGUUAUUGAACGAUUAUACUCAACAUGUGGGUUCAGUUCAUGCUAACAAAUAUUUAUAUAUAUAUGUUUUAUACAAUGGUAAUGCUACAUUCAUUUCCUUAACCUGAAUUACACCCUUCGAGUAUAUGGUGCUACUAACUAUCAUAGCCAACUGUAUUGUCCUGGCACUAGAGGAACACUUGCCAUCCAAAGACAAGACUCCUCUUGCAUUGCAGCUGGAUGGUACAGAAGUCUAUUUUCUAGGAAUUUUCUGUGUAGAAGCUUUUCUCAAGAUAGUAGCCUUAGGCUUUUGUUUACACAAGAAAUCUUAUUUAAGAAAUAUUUGGAACGUCAUGGAUUUCAUAGUAGUAGUUACUGGUUUUAUUACAAUUUUUGCUUCUUCUGGCGAUGCUGGUACAUUCGAUCUGCGCACUCUGCGUGCAGUUCGUGUUCUUCGGCCUCUAAAGCUGGUCUCUGGAAUUCCCAGUCUCCAGGUAGUUCUGAAGUCUAUUAUUCGAGCUAUGGCUCCACUGUUACAAGUUUGUCUUCUUGUGCUCUUUGCCAUUGUCAUCUUUGCCAUCAUUGGCUUGGAGUUUUAUGUUGGAAUAUUCCACAACGCUUGCUUUAAGAAAACAACACGAACACGUAGUGAGGAUGACAUAGAUACGGGGGAUGAAGAAGAUAUACGACCUUGUAGCUUCCAGUCUGACAGCCAUGGAUUUCGAUGUCAGGCGAAUAUAUCUACAUGUUUAGGUGGCUGGCGUGGGCCCAACGCUGGAAUAACAAGUUUUGAUAAUAUUGGAUAUGCCAUGCUGACUGUGUUUCAGUGUAUAACAAUGGAAGGAUGGACCAAUGUCAUGUAUUACACAAAUGAUGCAUUAGGAAGUACUUUCAACUUUUUAUACUUCAUUCCCCUCAUUAUACUGGGCUCAUUCUUCAUGCUCAAUCUAGUUUUAGGUGUGCUUAGUGGUGAAUUUGCCAAAGAGAGAGAAAGAGUAGAAAACCGCAGAGCCUUUUUUAAACUUCGCAGGCAGCAACAAAUUGAAAGAGAGUUGAAUGGAUAUCUGGAGUGGAUCUGUAAAGCUGAGGAGGUAAUACUGAGUGAAGAGAGAACAACAGAUGAAGAGAAAUUGAAAAUUAUAGAAGCUCGAAGGCAGGCAGCAGCAAGGAAAAUGAAACUGUUAAAAGCAGAAGAGAAUGAAAAUGAUAAUGAACAUAAUGACAAUGAUUUACUAGCAUCAAUGACGCCAGGUAAUUCAUUUGGAAAAAGUAUAAAAAAGCGUCCAAUGAAUGGCAGGUGUUCUUCCUUCUGGCAGGCAGAGAAAAGGUUACGUUACUCUAUUCGACGCCUGAUCAAAAGUCAGUUGUUUUAUUGGAUAGUCAUAGUCCUAGUUUUUCUGAACACUGUGUCAGUAGCUUCAGAACAUUACAACCAACCAGACUGGCACACACAAUUUUUGUAUAUAACAGAAUAUGCUUUUUUAGGUCUAUUUAUAUUUGAGAUGUCUAUCAAAAUGUAUGCUCUGGGGGUAAGGAUCUACUUUCAGUCGUCUUUCAACAUUUUUGAUUGUGUGGUUAUUGUUGGUAGUAUAGUAGAAGUAAUUUGGUCAGAGUUUAAAAAAGGAUCAUCAUUUGGUAUUAGUGUCUUGAGAGCUCUUCGAUUGCUUAGAAUAUUCAAAGUCACUAGAUAUUGGUCAUCAUUGAGAAACCUAGUCAUCUCUUUGCUCAGCAGUAUGAGAUCAAUCCUCAGUCUUUUGUUUCUGCUCUUUCUUUUUAUCAUUGUCUUUGCCCUAUUGGGCAUGCAGCUGUUUGGCGGAGAAAUGAAUUUUGAAGAAGGCCGACCGUCUGCUCAUUUUGACACAUUCCCAAUAGCUUUGCUCACAGUAUUUCAGAUCCUGACUGGUGAAGAUUGGAAUGAAGUGAUGUACAAUGGGAUCAAGGCUCAUGGCGGCAUAGAGAAAGAAGGAAUGUUUUUUUCUUUGUAUUUCAUUGUGCUUGUGCUUUUUGGAAACUACACUCUGCUGAAUGUGUUUUUGGCCAUUGCUGUGGACAAUCUGGCUAAUGCCCAGGAGUUAACUGCGGCUGAAGAGGAACAGGAAGCAGAAGAAGCAGUAAGACGUGAAGAGCUUGAGAAAGAAAUGGCUGAACAGUUUGCUGCUCAAGGGAGGCCACCUUUAGUGAACAUCUGCCCUCCGUCUCCUCAAAAUAACGAGGAAAACAAGACGGCAAAUUUCAACUACACUGGCAACAGAGUGGACAUUAACCUGAGUCAGAAUAACCUGAAGGACAAUCGUGACAAGAAGAUCACAGUGGCUACUGUAGUUGACGCUGGCAUUAAGACCUCCUCUGUAACAAUGCCACUUGCUAAUAACACUGAGGAUGAUAUGUCAGAUACAGCCAGUACCACAAGUAGUGGCACAGCUGAUGUUCCACCUAGAGUCACUAGUCAAACAGAAAAUGGAGGUUUUACUGGACCCAAACCUAUGUUGCCUUAUAGUUCUAUGUUUAUUUUUGGUCCCACCAAUCCAAUUCGUCGUUUCUGUCAUUUUGUGGUCAACUUGCGCUACUUUGACCUGUUCAUCAUGAUAGUCAUUUGUGCCAGUUCUGUGGCACUUGCUGCAGAGGAUCCUGUUUUUGAAGAAUCCUACAAAAAUAAAAUUCUCAACUAUUUUGAUUUUGUCUUUACUGGAGUCUUUACCAUUGAAUUAGUUUUAAAGGCUGUUGACUUAGGGAUCAUUCUUCACCCUGGCUCUUACAUUCGUGACCUGUGGAACAUUCUGGAUGCAACUGUGGUUAUUUGUGCUCUGGUGGCUUUUGUUUUUAAUGAUAGCGCCGGUAAAAAUUUGAACACAAUCAAAUCACUUCGAGUCCUGAGAGUUUUGAGACCAUUGAAGACUAUUAAUAGGGUCCCUAAAUUGAAGGCUGUGUUUGACUGUGUGGUCAACUCGCUGAAGAAUGUCUCCAACAUCCUAAUUGUCUACAUUCUCUUCCAAUUUAUUUUUGCUGUCAUUGCUGUCCAGUUAUUUAAAGGCAGAUUUUUCUACUGCACAGACGAGUCCAAGUCAACAAGAGAAGAGUGUCAGGGCCAGUUCUUUGAGUAUGGUGUCCAGUCUAACCAACCUACAGUCAAAGACAGGGAGUGGUUACGGCAGGACUUUCAUUAUGACAACAUUAUGAUGGCAAUGUUAACAUUGUUUACUGUCACUACUGGAGAAGGAUGGCCCAGUGUGUUGAAACAUUCUAUGGAUUCCACAUCAGAAGAUCAUGGCCCCAAGCCAGUGCAUCGUAUGGAAAUGUCUUUAUUCUACGUGGUCUUCUUCAUUGUCUUCCCAUUUUUCUUUGUGAACAUCUUUGUUGCCCUGAUCAUCAUCACCUUCCAAGAACAAGGAGAGAAUGAGCUGAUGGAUCAGGAAAUGGAUAAGAACCAGAAACAAUGUAUAGACUUUGCCAUCAACGCCAAGCCACACUGCCGAUUUAUUCCCAAGAACAAAAAUUCUGUCAAGUAUAAAAUUUGGCAGCUGGUUCAGUCCACCAAGUUUGAGUAUUUCAUCAUGACCUUGAUUGCUCUAAAUACUGUGGUUUUGAUGAUGAAGUUUGAGGCUCCUACAAAGGUAAAUGGAAAUGAGAUGGGUUUAAUUCUUCAGUGGAUUAAUAUAACCUUCACCUCGCUCUAUACAAUUGAGUUUCUACUCAAGUUGUGCGCCUAUGGAAAGAAUUAUUUUUAUGAUCCCUGGAAUGUUUUUGAUUUUACCACAGUAAUUGGAAGUAUUAUAGAUGUCAUUAUUACAGAGAUUUUGACAAAAAAUGUUAGCUUUGGUUUUUUCCGCUUAUUUCGAGCUGCUAGACUAGUGAAACUAUUACGCCAGGGGUACACCAUUCGCUUACUGCUGUGGACUUUCUUCCAGUCAUUUAAGGCCUUGCCAUAUGUUUGUCUUUUGAUUCUAAUGCUGUUUUUUAUCUAUGCCAUUAUUGGUAUGCAGGUGUUUGGUACCAUAAGGUUAGACUCAAAGACCUCUAUCAAUCGUCACAACAAUUUUCGCACAUUUUUUGCUGCUCUCACUCUACUGUUUAGGUGUGCCACUGGAGAAGGUUGGCAACAGAUCAUGCAGUCCUGUCUUGCUGGGCGGCCCUGUGACCCUGAAUCUAUAGGACCCACUGAUCCAGCAGACAUGGCAGAAUCAGGCUGUGGCACUAACAUUGCUUAUAUUUAUUUUGUCUCCUUUAUUUUUCUUUGUUCAUUUUUGAUGCUGAAUCUGUUUGUUGCUGUCAUUAUGGAUAACUUUGAUUACUUGACCAGAGAUUCCUCUAUAUUAGGACCACAUCAUCUAGAUGAGUAUGUCAGAGUCUGGUCUAUAUAUGAUCCUAAAGCCUCUGGUAGGAUCCACUAUACAGAUAUGUAUGAAAUGUUGAGAAAUAUGGAGCCUCCAGUUGGGUUUGGCAAGAAAUGUCCUUACAAAUUAGCUUACAGAAAAUUGAUCCGCAUGAACAUGCCAGUAGCUGAAGAUGGGACAGUUCAUUUUACAACUACUUUGUUUGCCUUGAUUAGAGAAUGUCUAAUUAUCAAAAUGGGACCAGCUGAAAUAAUGGACAGAAGGGAUGAUGAGAUGAGAGAGACUAUCAGAAAACUUUGGCCAGUCCAGGGGAAAAAGAUGAUGGAUUUGUUGAUGCCACCUAGUGAUGAGCUAGAUGAAGGUAAAAUGUCUGUAGGUAAAAUCUAUGCAGGAUUACUAAUAUCAGAAAACUGGAAGGCUUACAAAGCAAGUCAGAAUGCAUCCAAUAACUUUAAAAUGAGACGUGAAGAAAAGCGACCAUCAUUGUUCCGUCGUCUGAUGGGUGGAAUGAAGUCGUCUGGAAGAUCCAGUCAGUCAUUGGACUCAGAGCAUUCAGAUGAUAAUGAUGGGGGAGGUGGGGGAGGGAACAUUGCUGGUGCUGCUAGUAACACUGGACACAGUUUCCUCCGACGCAACAGUAGUAAGCGACGCAAGGAAAGCGACCAGAAAGACAACUCCAAUGCUCAGCCUGGCGCAGAUUUUUCUGGGGGACUUCGUCCUGAACAUGCAUCCUCAUUUAUAGGAAGAGGCGAUCGUUCAGGUGCUAGAUCUCCAUCUCUGCCAACGACACCGAUGUCACCCCGGUCACCAAUGGGGGCAGCUAGUCCCUUUGGCUCUCCAAGGGCUUCACCGGUACCAACAAGACGCUCCCAGUCCCCCAGGAAAUUUGACGUUGGAUUUGCUGCUGCAGUAACCAACUUGUGUGAACAGGCUCACAGCAUUGCAGAUCAGGACAGGCAGAAAAGAUUUGGUAUGAAAGAAGAUAGUAUAACUUCAUCAUCUCCAACGUUUCGAGGAAGAUCCAGGCAGAGGUCACGGCCACCCCUUCAGAGUCAGUCUCCAGUGCUGGGUUCACCUCUACCAAGUCCUGGCUUGCCACGAUUAAGAAAUAUGGGAGAUUCUGGUUUCUACAGGUCUACAUCAUUAGAGACCAGAUCUAGAAGCCCUUCUCCUAAUUUGACUGCAUCUCCUCCACUAAGAAGUGGCUCUACUAGUCUGAUCCAGAGGUCAAGGUCACCUUCUCCCUCUAUGAUAGCAGCCAGUCCUCCAAUGAUUAACCGACAGCAUCGUCGGUUGCCAAUGGCUCCAUCCUCCACUAGCAGUAGUGGAAGUGGAACAACUACAACUACUUCACCAGCGAAACCUGUGACCUUGAACCUCUCUGAGCCUCGCUAUAGAAACAAUAUAGCUAUCAAAGACACAUUACCUGUUAGGGGUGCCAUAUCUCCUCCAGGAAGAGGUAAUAUAAAUUUUCCAAGACUCAAUGCAUCUCCUACUCAUGUUCCCAAGUUAAACAUCCCAGUCUCUGCGACUUCUUCUGGUACUGCUGUAGCCCCCAUCCCACCUCAUCAUGUGCGACAUGCGCCACCGCCUGGCCGACUAAGUAGACCUGAGCCCUACAGUCCAACAGAGAGAAACAAUUUAAACAAACCCUCAGAACCUUCUCCUUCUAGAUCUAGUACAUUGCCGUCAGCUCACAGAACUAGCGGUUACCCUCAUGAAGAAUGGGGCAGCCGAGAGCGAUUGAAUGAAGGAGGCAGGGACUCUCGGUCUUUACCACAGCCAUCAGUCAGGUCUUCCUCUAGGUCACCUGACCCACGAAGUGGUGGUCAGCAUGAAGAUAACUUUAUGUCAGCCAGUCAGGCUGAAGGGAACUCUCCGCACUCAAGGGGUAGAAUUGUACCUAAUGGUUUUAAGCACAGAGGGCGUAAGCCUGAAAAGUAUGAAAUGAGAAGUGACAGUCAUACAGCCUUACACGAAGAUUCUGAUGAGGAUGAUGAUGACUGGUGCUGACCAGACAAGUUGAGCAUUUCAUUUUCUUUUUCAACAUCAUUAUCAAAAGGGAUUGUACUUGCAUUGUAUCUGUCUAUACAUAUAAUUACACAUGUAUUAUAAAUUAUUCUUAUGCAGCAGUUUACGGAGUAAAAAAAACAAAAACAUUAUUUCACUUUUUAUGCUUUUGAAAAUCAAGACAGUGAUGAAAUAGAAUCUCGAUUCUUUAUCUUAAAAGGAUGCUCCACAUUUUGCAUCAUUGUUGUUGUUUUUUUUCAUUCAAUGCCAUUCCUUAUCAAUUAUGUUAAUUAUAAACAAGAUUUCAUUUGCUUAGCCAUAACUUUUGCUUUGAAUAAGUUCCAGUAUCAGAGCUGAAGUCUAUAGCUCAAAAGACAGAAGCUGUAAGCAAGAGGAACAAAGUUUUCUGAGAUCUAUAAGAAAACAAAAUAAUAAAGGAGUACUAAUAACAGAAUCUCUUUUCAAUCAAAUAGAUGCAACCAAAAUAUAAUUGUAGAUGCUUUUGAAUUUUCAUGUUGCUUAGAUAUUUCUGAAAUUGUACACAAUUUGAAUGUUUCUAUUGACUCAAUGCUAGACAUUUAGUUCUGACUUGUGAGUUUUUUAGUGUGAGACUGUAACAUAGUUUUAGGUUGUUGUUUUUGGGCUGUAGUUUUAUGUUUCAUUCAGUUCCUACUAUUAACUAAAAGUCUCCUUAUAUGGAUGGAAGGUGGGUGGAAAAAGCUGGAAGUCUGGAAAUUCCUGUAACUGGAAUCAGAGUUGAUAGAGUGUGUCACUAAUAGCACAGUGUCAUGGGUUUGAUCCCCAUAAUGUUCAAUCUUUUUUAGUUUGAUUGGAUACCAUUCAUACAGAUUCAAUCUGAUUAGAUCAUAUCCGACCAGAUUCAAUCUUUCUUGAUCUUAUUUGAACAUAAAGUAUAUAAAAAUAUUUUUUAAAAUUUUGUUUAUAAAUAAUAGAUGAACAGGAAAAUAAAAAUCUAUGUGUAACUGAAACUUUGAACAACACAAACAUGGGUCUGUUUCCUCUCAGGCUUUCAACUAUUUUCAAGCCUAGAGUGUUUACACAUUUGUUAAAGGAGACAUUCAUUUUAUCAGCUUUUUAGUUGGCAGCAAAGUUGAGUAUUUGCAUUUAAUAGUUGCCAAACUGAGUCUUCUCUACACAGUAGCAUAGGAUAUUGGAAGAGAAGAACAUUUUGUUCAUAGAUUUGUAGAAAUAUUAUUUUCAUAUUGAGAAAUGAUCUGAAAUAUUGAUGGCUGCCUGACAUUCAGACCAUAUCUUGUUGUCAUCUAGAGUUUGUUUACAGAUACUUACAUGUAAUGUUUUGUAAUUGAUGGCUGCCUGAUAUUUAGACCAUAUCUUGUCAUCUGAAGUUUGUUGGCUGAUACUUACAUGUAAUGUUUUAGAGAAUGGGUAAGACAAGCUUGAAAAACUAUAUUGCCAAUAUUUGUAUAUUUUCUCAAUAGAAGAGAUGCUAUAAAAAAAACAGUAGUUUGAUACUCAGACACACAAAUCACACUAGGAAGCUAUUUCUCUACCAAGGUAAAUAGCAAGUGAGACUAAUAUACAUAUUAACCAACUAUCUGUACAGGAUUCCACAGCUCCAGAAACUCUACAGAAGUAAUCAAAUGGCAGAGUCCAAGUUAUUUCAUAUUCUGCCUGCCUCACUACUUAAAAAAAAGGCCAUUGUACUAGUCAAGAGCUUGAAAUUUGACCAGAUUUUCUACUUAGUGACAGAAAAUAUCUCCCUGCAAUGAAAUCAAAUCCAUUCUACAAGAACACUCGACUAGGUCUCCCACAGAUAGACUUCCUGCAAUCCCCUCUAAAUAAUAUUGAAUAAGAUGAAUUAUGUUCAUCAAAUGAUUUCUAGUAAGAAAGUUUAAUUUAAUAUUUUCAUAAUUAUUUCAUUGUAGAUUAUAAAAUAUAUCACCAGUAUUCUCUAAAGUUCCCCAUCAGAUCCAAUGCUAGAAGUAUCUUAGAUAGUGACCAUCCUCAGUAAGUAUUCUGCAUGGUGACAUGUAUGUUCAUGUGCUUCAUUUGGACAUUAGUCACUUAAUUGUUUUAUGGACAUUAUUAAGGCUUGUGCUGUAUAUUUUCUAAAUAACUCAUGCAUUAUCCCAGAAUUCUAUGAUGGCACUUUUGGUCAAAUAUUUUGGCUGUAAUGUUAUCAUGUUGUUCUCCUAAUUCCACUUUAGUUCAAAAACAAAGCUGCCUGGUCAGGUAGUAUGUGCUCUUGACUUUUGUCUCAAUGGUCCCUGGUGCAAUCCCUGUUGUCCUGCAGGUUUGGGCUAGGAUCAAAUCAUGUUUAAUUCUGAAGGAGCAUGAGAAGCAUGCCAAAACAAAACAAAGCAUACCUAUUUUUUAUGCUCCUAACAUAUUUGAAGUCUAUAAAACUUAAGAUGGAUGUUGAUUAGUGCAAGAAAAGCUAGUGUCAUAUUUGUUAAACUUGAUUCAUCUGCCUUUACUAAAGGAUUGUAAUUCUUUUGAGGAUCAUUUCAAAGUCUUCUGCAACAUAUUUGUUUAUAACAUUCCAUACCAUUUUGUUUUGAGUAGUGUAUUUAAAGGCUGAAUCAAAAUGUAUCUUCAAAAUAUUUCUUGAUUGAUUAUUGUAGAUAAAUAGUUCUAAAGUCAAGUUCUUGAAACACCGAAAAGUGAGUAAUGCUAGUUUUAAAGAAGUUCAUCUUCAUCUAUUGUAUUAACAUUUUGUCAUUCUAAAUUUCAAAGCCGAUGUACUGUUGUUACACAAAUCAAAUUGUAUUCAUAUCAUUGAUAUUUACAAACAUUAGCUACAAAUUAUUUUUAGUAUUCUAGGUUUUUAAAAUUAGAUUUUGCUAGCCAAAAAAUGGAAUAAUAUUUUUUGUUUUCUAUUUACUAACCUUUUAUUUAAAGAAUUUUUUUAAAAAAUUUAAACCAUACCAAUAUUUUUAAUUUAUAUAAGAAACUAGUAAUUUUAUUUAAAAAUUUAUAACAAUGCAUAUACAUGAUGCAUAUAUUAUCUUUAGUGUUGAUUACUAUUCAAUAUUUAUAAAAAAAAAACAAUCUCAGCAAAUUGUUUACAUUUUGUAACAUCUUAUUACAGAGAAAAUGUCAAAGUUACUAAGAUUUUAAUAACAACGAUAUGAUUUUGAGAAAAUGUGGUGAAAAAUCUGGCCAACGUAAAAUGUGCGCUUUCAGGGAACAAGCUUAAAAAUAAUCUAUAAAUCUAGUUUGAUUUGUUAAAAUGGCUAAAUUUCAUUGUAAAAAGAAAAUACAUAGAUUUCUAAUAAUCAAUUAUGCUAUAUAUGUAUAUAUCGUAUUUUCCCACAUAUACUCCACAUACGCAUACAACCCGUAGAAGCCUGUCCCUGUUUCAACACGCGAGAUAUAGAGUGCAACAAUACGAGCCUAUGGUCGUAUCUGUAGUAUGCUGUUUAAACAGAAAGACAUUGACCUAGUUAUCUGUUGAUGGUGGAGAAAGAUUUGCUGACCCUACAAUUGGCCUGAUUUUGCAUCGGCAGGUUCUUGUGUAGGCUAUUCAUUCCCAGGGACAUCGGCAGCACAUUUAUUCUUGUAGUUCAAACUUCCUAGCGUAUAGCGUGCAGCAUGUGCAAUUUAAGUGAUGUAUUUAUAAUCAGUACUCACUAGAGUAGAUAUAGCAGAUUGUAAGCCACAAGUUCCUAAAGCUUUCUAGUGUACAUUUGACAACCACACAGCGAACUAUAGGAGGUAUAAAGACACACCUGUGUGUCCGUUGUUUCCGUUAUGCUAUGUUUAUGACAUUCGUUUGUAAAAACAUGUGUAGCCUGUGGGUUAUAUGUGCGAAAAUACUCUAAUGCUAGUUUAUUGUAUCACAUUGUGAAGAUGAACAUAAAAUUGUUAACAAAUUUAAUAAGUAUUUUGUAAUAUUUAUUUUGUUUUUUUUAUCAUGAAUUUAAAAAAAAAAUUUAGUCAUGAUUUUAUUUAUUUUUUAAGUAAACACAGAAAUAUGUCACUUGAACCCAUUCUGCUCUACAUCUGCUCAAUCAUCUCUCCUUUUUUUCUUUGUAUACUCAGAAAUUUCUGUAUUUUUUUUUUUCUGCUAGUUUUUGAACACUUUUGUUUAUUUAAUUGUUCCAGUACUAGAAGUUCUUAGUUUCUGUAUGUUUGUAUUGAGUUGACUUGUUGUUUGAAACAAUCUUUUUUCUUAACUCUUUCUCUCCUAACUGACGAUACCAUCGUUGAUUCCACUACAAUGUGAUAAAUAAUUACGGAGAGAAAGAGUUAAUUACUUUCAAAAUCAAAUUAUGUUUCAAGGUAUGCCAAAUGUUUAAAAAAAAAUGCUAAAACUAGUAAACAUGUUAAGACAAGUUGGUUUUAUUUCUUUAAAGACAGUCUGUUGUGUACAAACCAGAAGUCAAUAUGUUUCACUCUCUUCAAGAUUUCCUCUCACUCCCUCUUGGAUUUAUUUUUGUUUACAAUUUUGAUAAAAUAUUAUUUUUCAAAUUUAAAGUUUCUUUUCAAGUGGACAUGGUCUUAUUUUUUAUGUUUUAGUGGGGUUUUUUUAAGGGGGGGGGGGUUGUGGCUAGUUUGCUUUUAACAAUGAGAUCAGUACAAUUUUUUUUUUUACACUGAAACCUGAUGACUAUGUGAUAUGUAUGUCUAGAAGUUCUCAUUGUGAUGUAAAUAAGUGUAUAGACUAUGUACAUUAUAUCUCAUUUUAUGUUAGGUUGUCAUGUUCUAGUUAGUGAUAUGAAAUGUACAGCCGACUCGACACUGUAUUGAACUUAAGCAUUACUGAGUCCACAUUUGUGAUGAUGCUUUCUACAUUUUGUGUGAUAGUAGUUGUAGUUGAAAACCAUGGAUCCAACCAAUGCUCAAUUCAUUGUCCAUUGUUUCCUGCUUGUAUUUAUUCAUUCCUAUCAAGUUUUUAUCCAAUAUUCAAUGUUGUCAAACCUGUUUAUUCUACACACACAUUUUAUUGACUAAAUUUGCAACUUAACAUUUCCAGCAUCUUAUAAACACCAUAUUUUUUUUUUAAAUUUUCUUUAUGCUUUAUAAUAUUUAACUUUUUAUGAACAAAUUUUGACACUAAAAUAAUAGUUUAGUGAAUGGUUGUGUUACAGAGUUUUAUAACUUUACUGUACAUAAUAAUUUUUAUUUCACAUAAAAUGUCUUUAAAAAUAUUAGAAUAAGUGCAUAAUGUUUGAAUUAUUACUAGAUAUGGCAAAAAUGUAAGUCUAGAUGAAUAGUCAUGUAAAUUGGGAUAUUUUUAUUUGUAUUUAGAAAUGACUAAUUUAUGGUAAUGUAUUAGAUGGCUUGUUUCAUCAGAGUAAGUAGUGUGCUUACAUUACUUGAUUGCUGUUGCAAUAGCAAUGACUGCUGAAAGACUUAUGUUAUUUGCGGGUUUUGUUACAGGACUGAACUCUAUUGAUGUCUUACAAAAAAGAAAAUGUAUUUAGGUCAUUUGUUAGCUCUUCAUGAAGCAAAGUUAUGAAAAGUUAAUAGUAGUUGCUUGAUUACUUUUUUUUUUACAAAAACAAAAUUUUUGAUUUUUAUUUACAGAACAAUUUAUUUAAAAAUGUCUCAGUUUUUGUUUCAGUUUUUGUUAUUGUGGUCAACAAAUGUCUAGUGUGUGAGCCUUGUAAAUACUUGAUCAUGUAUUCAUGUAAGCUAGACUUACUGUCUAUAUAGACUUACUGUCUUAUCACAACAUUAGGAUCUACUCAAUGUUACUCUCAACAAAAGAACCAGUAUCACUGUCAUUUUGAUGCUUUUCUAAAUUUACACAUCUUUACUGACUUGGGACUAUAUUGCUGCAAUGUUUGAUUCCCCCUAUAUCACUGUCAUGAGUUUAUUGCAUUUUUAUGUUACUGUGUAGCUUCUAACAUAAAGAUGUUAUCGGCUGGGCACAGUUAAUAACUUGGGAUUAUUUUUAGUGUACAUUAUUUAUUACUUGGCAUUUUCAUUUGUGCACAAGUUUCAAACUUGGAGUUUACUUUUGGGAUUAUUCUUUUGUGUACACAUUUUAAAUUUAGAAUUAACUUUUAUGCACAUAGAGAAAAAAAAUUGUUUGUCAUUUGGUUGCAUGCUUAUCAAUUUAAUGGGAUUAUUCUCUGAGCUCAUUGCUGAAACUGAAGGUUUCAUGCCACACUUUCUCCUUUAUUAAUUCUAUGUGCCUUUGUUUGGCUUCCUUCCUUUAGAUCUGAUGGAAUUUAGAUGUCAUUUAGGCAUGUGAGUUCUAGUACAUUUAGAAGUUCUUUCCAUGUUUUAGUUGAUCAUUCUUACAGUAACCUGAAACCAAAGCCUUAUUUCAAAGUGAUGGCCAUCCCAUGACAUUUUAGGAGGGAAGAGGUUUUGGGGUAAAACAUAAUAUUUUGUUUAGUUUAUAGAAAUGAAUACAAAAACAGCAACUCCCUCUAUCUCCACAAGCACACCCUAACAAUGUCAUCUUUGUUCCAAGUAUAGAGAAUGUUAUCUUUGUUCCAAAUAUAGAGAAUGUCAUCGUUGUUCCAAAUAUAAAGAAUGUCAUCUUUGUUCCAAUAUAAUGUUAUCUUUGUUCUAACUAUAGAGUAAGGUAAAUGUAGCUAGGUCACAGAUAGCUUGUAUAAAAAAAAAAAAAAAAAUCCUGUCUUCUGGUAACUUCAUGAUUUUUAAUGUAGCUGGGUUUGGUUCACUUCAUCACUGCAAGAACAUUGAAACUGCACAGAUAAAUCAGUUGACGUAACAGUUACCUCAAUUCUUUGGGUAUGUGAAGAGUUCAGUCAUAAUUCAUUGUGUUUACCACAUAUCUAGUCCAAUGUGAACAAUGCCUUCCUUCCUUCAAUGCUUUUUUUUGUGAAUUACAAGAAAAACAUUUUGUUUUAUUCAGUUUUAUUUUAUUUUUUUUUCUUUGUCCAAAAUAUAGUUUUCUACCUGCCUUCUCUCCCUUGAUCAUAUUAUUUUUGUGUGUAACUUUGAAUAUUUAGAGUUUAUUUUUCCUCCUCACAACUUACCUGUAUUGUGAUUUAUAUUUAGUCCUAUAUCACUAUGUAUGCCUUCGCUCCCUUAAAUUUGGACAUUCAAAUUUAGUUUCUCUUCUCUUUAUUGAUUCACUAUUUCAGACAGAUGCCAAUAAGUCUGCCUUCUCUCCCUUGUGUAUAAAUGCUUGUAUUCACUUCAAUUUGUUUUAACUUCUUCCACAUUGUCAGUGCAUGAACUUGGGCUGUGUGCCAGUGUCAUUAAAUAGGACACGGAGGGGCCCUGCCCAUACCUGUAAAUAUUUUUACUAUGUGAUAUUUUAUUCAUGUUGUGGAUGACUUGUUUGCAGUUGUCUUCUUUCUAUUGGACUUAUUACAAGUGAUGCUAGAAUUCAUAUUCCCAUCAAGCUUCUCAAGUUUCAACAUUCAGUGUGUCUGUGUGUGGAAAAAAACAAACACCAAUAGUGACUGUUGAUUCAUUCCAUUUUUUUCCUUUGCAUUCAUUUUCAAACUCUGACCAAUUCUCUUGUACAAUUUGUUCAGAUUUUUUCUAUAUCAAUGUUCAAUAUUUUUUACUAUUUAAAUAUUUUUUUUUUGUUUCGUUUUUUUUUUCUUGAUAUUUUUUUUUCUAUUUAAUAAAUUAUUGCCUUCAAAACAAAC
Biomphalaria glabrata is the source of this 14185-nucleotide messenger RNA. Its product is annotated as voltage-dependent calcium channel type A subunit alpha-1-like. Gene Ontology annotation, cellular component: membrane; voltage-gated calcium channel complex. Bases 423 to 6620 code for a protein of 2065 amino acids. The transcript is spliced from 42 exons. Gene Ontology annotation, molecular function: high voltage-gated calcium channel activity; calcium ion binding. Lineage: Eukaryota; Metazoa; Mollusca; Gastropoda; Planorbidae. The record is from RefSeq and is a predicted model, not a curated record. Gene Ontology annotation, biological process: chemical synaptic transmission; calcium ion import across plasma membrane.